AUGGGAAGAGUUAUCAGGAACCAGCGUAAGGGUUCGUCGACCAUCUUCAAGGCGAUCACCCGAUUGAACAAGGCCCCCGCCAAGUUCAGGACCCUCGACUACUCCGAGCGACAUGGAUACAUCCGAGGUGUCGUGAAGCAGAUCGUCCACGACGCCGGCCGUGGCGCUCCCCUGGCCAAGGUUGUCUUCCGCGACCCCUACAAGUUCAAGCUGCACACCGAGACCUUCAUUGCCAACGAGGGCAUGUACACCGGCCAGUUCAUCUACGCAGGCAAGAACGCCGCCCUGACCGUCGGCAACGUCCUGCCCCUGGGCUCCAUGCCUGAGGGUACCGUCGUUUCCAAUGUCGAGGAGAAGAUUGGCGACCGUGGCUCCCUGGGCCGUACCUCCGGCAACUACAUCACCAUCAUCGGCCACAACCCCGACGAGGGCAAGACCCGUAUCAAGCUGCCCUCCGGUGCCAAGAAGAUUGUCCACAGCACCUCCCGUGGCAUGAUCGGAAUCGUUGCUGGCGGUGGCCGAACGGACAAGCCUCUCCUGAAGGCUUCUCGCGCCAAGCACAAGUUCGCCGUCAAGCGCAACUCCUGGCCCAAGACUCGUGGUGUGGCCAUGAACCCCGUGGACCACCCUCACGGUGGUGGUAACCACCAACAUAUCGGAAAAGCCUCCACCAUCAACCGUUACGCUGUCUCUGGUCAAAAGGCGGGUCUCAUCGCUGCCAGACGGACUGGUCUGCUGCGGGGUACCCAGAAGACGAAGGACUAA
Molecule: messenger RNA, 765 nt
Organism: Diaporthe citri
Lineage: Eukaryota; Fungi; Ascomycota; Sordariomycetes; Diaporthales; Diaporthaceae
Exons: 3
Coding region: 1-765 (254 amino acids)
Biological process (GO): cytoplasmic translation
Cellular component (GO): cytosolic large ribosomal subunit; ribosome
Molecular function (GO): structural constituent of ribosome; RNA binding
Source: RefSeq, a predicted model, not a curated record